Messenger RNA from Nezara viridula (southern green stink bug), 396 nucleotides. The record is from the annotation of a GenBank genome assembly. NCBI's taxonomy places the organism in Eukaryota, Metazoa, Arthropoda, Insecta, Hemiptera, Pentatomidae.
AUGAAAAAGAACAUCCCUUGUAGUGAGUACUCUACAAAAUACCCUUUUACGUAUUACCCCAGAGCUCUUGAAAACGGCUCCACUAACGGGUUAAAAAAAAAAAGAGAGUCUUGCAGUGGAAAGGAGAGAAAGAAAGGGGAGUGGGAGAAAGAAGUGGUCGGAGGAGAGGAAGCACGACACUCAGACAGGAUUGACUUGGAACCGGUACUAACCAGAUGCGGACAGCUAGUUGCGGGGGGAGGAGGGGGUGAAGAGGGGAAGGAGUACUAUUUAAAACGAAGUCUGGGGCCGGCAGACAGCCCUUGGUCCGCUGCCAGCAGGCUCAGAUAUAGGCUACCGGGUCCACCAUCGCCUUACCGGUCCAAUAUAUAUCCUAAAGAACAACGUACAACGUAA